AGCAGGACCUUAAAUAUGAGGCCUGCGGGUCCUCCCCACUUCCUGCCGCACUUGCACUCCGCCGCCCUCAUGCCGCCCUACACCAUCGUCUACUUCCCGACCCGAGGUGCGGCCGCUGCUCCUUUAGGAGGGCGAAGGGCACAGACAGGGGCCCCAGCAGGACCUCCAGUCUGGACAGCCCGCGGCGGAGGCGGAGGCGGGACCCCCCGGGGGACGGGGCCAUCUCGGGCCGGGCCUCAUCCUCUCUGGGGCCAAGGGCGGGGCGCUCUAUCCAUCGUCUCUGGUCCCUUCCUGGGGCGCUGUGGGCUGGGUCUGCCUCCCUGUCCUCCCCCCCGCCCCCCGCAAGACACGCCGGGGGCUCCACCCUUUCUCCACGGUCCAUCUGCUCCGCAGCAGGCUCGGAGGCUAGAGUUUGUCCUGUCCCCGAGUCCAGUUCCCAUACUCCUGACUUCCCCAGGGCGCUGCGAGGCUGGGGUCUCUGCCCAUCCCCACACCCCGUCCUCCCCUCCCCCAGGGCGCUGCGAGGCCCUGCGCAUGCUGCUGGCCGACCAGGGCCAGAGCUGGAAGGAGGAGGUGGUGACCAAGGAGUCCUGGUUGCAGGGCCCACUCAAGGCCUCCUGUCUGUACGGGCAGCUCCCCAAGUUCCAGGAUGGAGACCUCAUUCUGUACCAGUCCAAUGCCAUCCUGCGACACCUGGGCCGCUCCUUUGGGCUCUACGGCAAAGACCAGCGAGAGGCGGCGCUGGUGGACAUGGCGAAUGACGGUGUGGAGGAUCUCCGCAGGCACUGCAGCCACAUCAUCCAUCACGGCCAUGUGAGCAGGCCGGGCUUGCACUCAGGGCCGGUGCUGGGGGGCCGCCCGGGCCGUCACGGGCAUCGCUCCCUUUCACAGGAGGAGGACAAGGCCCAGUAUGUUCUGGAGCUGCCGGGGCACCUGAAGCCUUUUGAGAGCCUGCUGUCCCAGAACCGAGGGGGCCAGGCCUUCAUCGUGGGUGACCAGAUCUCCUUCGCAGACUACAACCUGCUGGACCUGCUGCUGAGCCACCAGGUCCUGGUCCCCGGCUGCCUGGACUCCUUCCCCCUGCUCUCGGCCUACGUGGCCCGCCUCAGUACCCGGCCCAAGCUGCAGGCCUUCCUGGCCUCCCCGGAGCACGUGAACCGCCCCGUCUUUGGAAGCCGCAAGAUAUGAACCCGCUUGGCCUCCCCUGGCAGGCGGGCUGCCCUUGGGACCAAUAAACACGGUGAGAAAACUGAGGUCAGAGCUGGAAUUUGCACCCAGGCAGACUGCCUGCCAAGCCUGCAUUUCUCCCUAAGAGCCCCAGAAAAUGCUCUCAAACGUGCUCUGGACGAAUCUAGUCAUCAACGAAGUGGUUAUUUAAAAUGUUAAUGUCAGCACAAUGUUAAAUAUCCUGAUUGCGAUCAAGUCAAAGCCACGGGAAUUUUAGAAGCAAGAGUACAGGUCACGUCCAGCCACUGGCCUGCUUUACUGUUUGCUUUCAUGGCUGAGAGGCUGGAAACCAGCUCUGCAAACAUGCGGAGAUGAAACCAGGGGGAGCACGAACAACUGGGAGGCUCCACUCACCGACCCUAUGGAGACGUUUACCCCCAAGAACUGCUGAGGGUUUGUCCAGGAAGUGCUUUCGGCAACAAAACUUGAACUCCACAUCUUCCCAUUGGAAGACUUUGUUUGGACUGGGGGUGCCUUUGCAUCUCCAGAUGGGAUUUUCCACAAGGUCAGGAAGGUAGCCCAGGAUCCCAUGAGUUUGCUUGCCGUCCCUUCAACCUAUUUGCAUGAGCCGUGUUCUUAAGAGAAGCACCCAGGGGAGAAAAUAAAACGAAGGCUUUUGGCUCACCCAUUGGCUGCAUCCAUGACUGGGUUCUGGCUCAAAAGGGUGUCAACAAUGAGAAAGUGGUAGCUUCUCAAAGAUUCAGGCUCAGUACGUUUAAGUCUUCAGAUAGACCUACGGAUUAGGCCACACCUAUGGAAAGUUACCAUUUUGAGGGUUUGAAGCAGUGGCUUUUUCCUGUUAUUCCAAAAAUAGGGCAACUGGGACUUUGGCUCAUAAAUUCGGCCAAGGCAGAGUUAGAUACACAACUGGGAUGGCCGCUCAGCUCUGACCUGGCAAUGUCUGUGUGCAUCUCCUCCUCCAACCCUGCCAGCCCCCAUCAUCCCCUGCUGGUACCAGGCCCUGUCCUCCAGACACAUGUGACCCAAGCCCAGCUAGUCACUAAGCCCCAGCCCCAGGCACAGUGCGCGGUCCAAGGUGUGAGCCCUCGCAGGGAGCUGGGCCCAUCAGAGUCCCUCCCUGGCCCAGCCUGGACAGCGCUGGCCAGGCGCCAGGAGCUCCCUCUGCGACCAGAGCUUGCUUUUCUGUACAAGAGUCUGUGAGGAUGUGACUUUGGAGCAGACUGUGGGGUUGGUUACAGCUGAGAGAGUGGAGCGUGUGUGUGUGUGUGUGUGUGUGUGUGUGUGUGUGUGUGUGUGUGAGAGAGAGAGAGAGAGAGAGAGAGAGAGAGAGAGAAUGAGUUUUUUUAGGCCACAAUUCCAGUCCCCGAGAGGCCAGAUCCACUCUCUCCUUCCCCUGGUUUGUUUAUGGGGCCCCAGACAUAAGUUGAGGUGAGUUUCUGUGACUUCAGCUGAAAGAGACUGUGAUAGUUUCCAAAUAUGUACACAAACCCUUUGACGAUUUUCCCCUCAUUAUUUGGAACCAAUCUCCUACCCCUUGAGUGUGACUGGACUUAGUGACUUGUUUCUAA
Delphinapterus leucas (beluga whale) is the source of this 2756-nucleotide messenger RNA. Its product is annotated as glutathione S-transferase P-like. Gene Ontology annotation, biological process: glutathione metabolic process. The record is from RefSeq and is a predicted model, not a curated record. Gene Ontology annotation, cellular component: cytosol. Gene Ontology annotation, molecular function: glutathione transferase activity. NCBI's taxonomy places the organism in Eukaryota, Metazoa, Chordata, Mammalia, Artiodactyla, Monodontidae.